Molecule: messenger RNA, 1143 nt
Organism: Thlaspi arvense
Lineage: Eukaryota; Viridiplantae; Streptophyta; Magnoliopsida; Brassicales; Brassicaceae
Source: the annotation of a GenBank genome assembly
CCCAGCUUACUCCACCCUUUCUCUCUCCCAUUAGGGUUGAAAUCUCGUUUCUGCAAAAAAAAAUUCUUAUCGUCUUACUCAGAAAACAUCUCCUUCAAUGGACUCUGUGUGAAGUGUGAACAAAACAAACAAACUCGAAGCAACAGAUUUUAGAUACAAAUGGCGAUGUCUCAUCUCUUUCUUUCUCCGCCCCAUCCGUCAGUGGCUCUGCGACUUCACUCUCCUCUUCUAUCGAACCAGUUUACGUUGAGCUACUCGAAGAACAAUAGAGACUGUAAAACCUUUAAGAGUGCAAAUGAAGCUAAAGUAUCAAAGGGAUUCCUCUGUCGCGCCAUUCAUAUGGAAUCUGAACAUUCAGGGGAACCAAAGAGGCUUAGUUUCGAUAAUCUAUUGAGGAAAACGAAAGAAGUCUGGAACAGUUCUCCACAGCCAAUCAAGGAGUUCCCUUGGGAUAAAGCAUUCGAAAACUUCAUACAGCUCGUUCUUGAUCUCACCAUAUCUGUCGUCAAGUUCUUGUUCGUUCCCAUACUGGCCGUUUCUUCAAUCAGCGAGAUGUCGUAUUGUGCACAUGAGAGGAAGCUUGCUCUAGUCCCGUUUCCAUUACUCAUCGGUGUGGUUCUUGGAGGCAUUCUUCAAGGGACCUUUUUAAAGAUCUCUCCUCGUCUUAAGGAAGCUGAUGUACCGUGGCAUUUGAUAGCUAUGAUGAUGGUCUUCACUCUGAUCAAACUUCCUGGACCGUACUAUCCUUAUUGGGGACGUUUGUUCGUUCCACAUUUUGCAAAUGGAGUGUUGGUUAGAUCACUUUGGUCCAUGUUCUUUUGGUUGGCAAGUGGUGACUUGAUUAGUUCUGGGAACCUCGCGGAUUAGUUUCUGAGCAUAGAUAGAAAGUUUUCUUCAUCUUCUUUUUCAUCUCUUCCAAUCUCAGAAAAAGUUGAGGUAAAGGAGUUAGCACCUUUUUAAGGCAUAGGAUUGUUUUGUUCUGUAUUCUCCUAUUGACAAUUUUUAUGUGAAACCACACUGUUCGUUGGGUAUGUUGUAUAUGUAUCUUGAGUUCGAACAACGAGGAGCAAUGAUUCACUUUUGUUUCUGAGCAUACAUAAUUAUUAUUAGAUUAAACCCAAGAAACUAAUCCUGGAUUCUUCA